Trypanosoma conorhini is the source of this 609-nucleotide messenger RNA. Its product is annotated as pre-mRNA-splicing factor 38A. NCBI's taxonomy places the organism in Eukaryota, Euglenozoa, Kinetoplastea, Trypanosomatida, Trypanosomatidae. The transcript has a single exon. Bases 1 to 609 code for a protein of 202 amino acids. The record is from RefSeq and is a predicted model, not a curated record.
AUGGAGCUCCAAAAGCGAAUGGCGUGGAAUCUAAAAGGGCGUAGUGCGGUGGCCGCGCUUGAUCCCCCCACGCGGCACCGCAUCCUGCAAUCGAAUGCCAUGACCUCCUGCGUUCACAAGCCGCUGCUAGCCACAAUAGAGGCCAUCAUAACCCUGCAGUGUGUGGGAGGCCUUAGUGGACCCCUGCAGAGGCCUGAACCAUUUAUUUGCCUUGUUGCACGGCUGCUUCAGAUUACCCCAGACCCUUCCGUUGUGCUGGCAAUGUUGCACCAAGAUGUCCAUAAGUACUUGCGCGUGGCCGCGCUGUUUGUCAUUCGGCUUAUUGGCAAUGAGGCGAUGAUGCGCGAGGCGAUGCGUGUGGGGUGGGAUGAUUACCGGAAGAUCCGUGUCUACGGAUACGUGGAGGAUUGGGGAGUCACAACUUGCCCCAAGGACGGUGCCGCCCCGGGCGAGGCGGAGGAAGGGUUCGGGCGGACACCGUCGUAUGGCAUUAUGUGCGUGGACGAAAUCACUGAUCGACUGUUCAACGUUGGCGCGCGUGCGACAGAGAAGGAUGGGGAAAGUAGCAGUGCAUGGCUGGGCCUCCGCUUCUCACCGAUGCUUCUGUAG